AUGAAGAAAAUUGAAAACAAACGAAGUGAACCUGCUCCACAGGAAUCCGAAAGUGACAAAGUGUCUGACAAGACUGAAAGUGAUCAAGUAGCACAAUACGUGCUUUCCACGCAAAAAUCAAGAAAAAGUGUAUUGCUACGAGUUUUACCAGUGACUUUGAAAGAUCCUUCGGGAGAAAUAAACAUGUUCGCGAUUCUAGAUGGUGGAUCAACAAUUUCGUUAAUAAACUCAAAGAUUGCAGAUAGACUAGGAUUAAAAGGACCAGUAGAGCCAUUAAUCGCUACGUGGUAUAACAAUGAGAGUGUAAAAGAAGAUCAUUCAAGAUUGGUCAGCGUCGAAAUUUGUGGAUCUUCUGGAAAAAAGUAUUUACUUCAAGAUGUUCAAAUGACAAAUGCUUUGAAAUUACCGGAACAAUCUAUGAAAAUCGAUCCUGAAAAAUGGCCUCAUUUUAAGAACCUGGACAUCCCUGACCUAGACAAUGCUAUACCCACAAUCAUGAUUGGCGAGGACAACUUGCAUCUGAAACGGAUAAUGCGACAGGUGACAGGUAAAAAUGGUUUACCAUAUGCUUCUCUUACUCCGCUAGGAUGGAUGGUGCACGGACCAUACGACGUUGGACGUGUUGACAAGACAUAUACAUUUUUCAUCCAAAAAAAUGAAGACAUCGAAAUACAUGACACGCUCAAAGAAUUUUGGUCGACGGAAUCUUUUGGAGUUAGACCUUCCGAAAAAAUCUUGAGGUCAAAAGAAGAGCAAAGAGCACGUGACAUACUGGAUCAAACUACUCGUCGAAUUGGAAAUCGUUGGGAAGCAGGACUUUUGUGGAAAGAAGUCAAUUGUGAAUUACCUGAAAGUCGAAAAGCAGCGGAGAAGCGACUUCUUUCAAUCGAGCAAAAAAUGAAGCGUGAUCCAAACUUCGGAGAGAAGUAUGCAGCCAAUAUGCAGUCAUACAUAGAAAAAGGAUAUGCACGACGACUGACGGAAAAGGAAAUAAACGAAGAUAAAAACAAAGUUUGGUACUUACCACAUUUUGCGGCAGUCAAUCCUCAGAAGCCUAAAAAAUUAAGAAUGUUUUUUGUUGCGGCAUCGAAAAGCCACGGGGAAAGCUUGAACGAUCAUCUUUUGAAAGGCCCGGAUUUGCUGAAUUCUCUGCCUGGAAUUCUCUUUAAAUUUCGAGAGAAAAAAGUGGCGAUCGGAGGUGACUUAAAGGAAAUGUUCCACCAGGUUCGGAUUAUAAAGGAAGAUCGCUCCAGUCAACGGUUUCUUUGGAGAGAUAAAGAAACCAAACAAAUAGAUACUUUGGAAAUGAACGUUAUGAUAUUCGGAGCUGUCUGCUCACCUUACACUGCCCACGAGGUGAGAAAUCGAAACGCUCAAGAAUUUCAGAAGAUGUACCCGGAUGCAUGUAACGCAGUAGUGAAUAAACACUACAUGGACGAUUACUACGAUAGUGUUGACACGGUCGAAGAGGCAAUUCAGCGAACAAAGGAUGUCAUCCAUGUGCACCGGCAAGGAGGAUUCGAAGUUCGAAAUUGGACAUCUAAUUCGGAAGAAGUAUUAAAUAGCCUUGAUCCAUCAGUAAUAGCACCAAAGGGAACCAGUCUUGUCUUGACAGGAGAAAAUUAUACUCGAGUGUUAGGAGUGAGGUGGUCUCCAGAAACUGACAGUUUCCUUUUUGUGAUAGACUUUCCGAGAAUAGAUAAAGAAUUAUUUGAAGGAGCAAAACCUCCGACGAAACGAAAAGUUUUAAAAUUUCUAAUGUCUCUUUUUGAUCCUUUAGGACUCUUAGCUAUAUGGACCAUCCAAGCCAAGAUGAUCAUGCAGGAUAUUUUGCGCUUUGGUCCUGGUUGGGACGAAGAACUUCCUGAUGACCUGAAAGAAAAAUGGUUUUCAUGGUUGAAGGACAUUAGAGAUGCUCAGAGCCUACGGAUACCGCGCUGCUACUCUGGAGAUCUGGAUCGAGUUCGAGAUAUUCAACUGCACAUCUUUGCUGAUGCCAGCACGCAAGCGAUGUCGGCGGUGGCUUAUUUUCGACUGGAGGGAGAUUCUGGGAUUAGGACAGUGCUCGUGAUUGCCAAAACUAGAGUCGCUCCUAUCAAGAUUCUAACAGUUCCUCGGUUAGAGUUACAGGCGGUGAUGGCUGUCAGGAUGGCUCCUUUCAUUUCGCAAAAAUAG
Leptopilina heterotoma is the source of this 2175-nucleotide messenger RNA. RefSeq lists its product as uncharacterized. The record is from RefSeq and is a predicted model, not a curated record. The transcript has a single exon. Lineage: Eukaryota; Metazoa; Arthropoda; Insecta; Hymenoptera; Figitidae. Bases 1 to 2175 code for a protein of 724 amino acids.